UUAAAGAGAUUAAUAUUAGCAAACUAAGAUUAUUAACUAAUCCAAUUGCUAGAAUUUGUACUGUUCAUAGUGGUGGUACUGAUGCAUUCAAAGCUAAUUCAGAUAUUGCAAAAGAACUUGAAUCCCAAAUUUUAUUAGCUAAGAGUGCUCAUGUUAUGCUUAGACCAAACUUGUAUAUAAAA
Molecule: messenger RNA, 182 nt
Organism: Racocetra fulgida
Lineage: Eukaryota; Fungi; Glomeromycota; Glomeromycetes; Diversisporales; Gigasporaceae
Source: the annotation of a GenBank genome assembly